AUGGCGAACAACACUUCAUUCACGCCUUCUGCAGCAGUUCGAACCGGGUCCGGAUGUAACUUCCGUCUCUUCAACGACACGGAAAUAUGGCUGCAGGUGACUUCUUACCUGCUGAUUAUUCUUUUCUCCAGCUUUGGAAAUACGGUCAUCAUAAGCAUUGUAAAGAAAAAUCCACGCAUGCGCAGCCCCAUCAAUUACUUUAUUGUCAACCUUUGUUUGGCCAACCUAAUGAUCAUGCUAAUGAACGUCGUACCAUACGUCGUAGGAAGAAUUUCCCCUCAUAAGGGUUAUGGAAUCAGUGGUAGGUACUUACAAAAUAGACAGCAAUUUUCCAUGGUCUAUUUAAUCCUUAAACCCUAAUAUGCAGAUACAAAUUCUCCACACUAGUCUCCGUACAUUACUUUAAAGAAUUAGCUGAUAUUAAGAAUUUGAUAACAGAGCAAAGUAUUUCUCCUUUGGGCGUCAUUUUUAUUUAUUUUCACAACCUUUUCUCUUGAUGAUAUAUUGAUAGUGGUAAAAGAAAGUAGAUGUUUGUCACUCUUUGGACUUAACUGAACGGUUAACAAAUAUAAUCGUUCCUCGUUGACAAAAUUGUCACAAAACGCAUAAACAGGAGGAAAUCUUCACAGCAGUUGCCAUCGUAUGUCAUCGCUACGAGAGACUGGCAGUUUGCGGAAAAUGUUUUUCGUGAAUUUUUUGCUUUGAGCAAGUGAGUACGUUGAAUAACUUUUCGGAGAAACUCUAUACAAGUAAGAUAAAGCGGAGACUAACGAAGCAGAGAUGAAAAGUAACGUUUGUAGCUUGAAAAAUGCCUAAACUGAUCUAAACUAAAAUCCUCGAACAGCUAGUCAAGCGGUAGGAGGCAAGUUAAUGUAGUUUUUUCUUCUCACUGUGAGAAACAAAUAGAUUUCAUGUUGCUGUGGGUCUGUUCAGUAAUAGAUCACGGAAAACGUCAAAAUGUGGUGUAAACGUCAGACUGAGUGACACACUCGCCUGAAGCUCGUGUGCCACUUCGUUGUUUAAUCACGUUUUACGUCAUCUGUGAUCGAUUACGGCGACGGUGACGGCAACGUCAAAAAGCAAUCGGUCUAGUUAGCAAAACAACAACUCUGCACGUGCAUCACGCUCGUUUGUACAUUUCGUUGCUACCCUUGUGCGACUACGACGUGAAAUGACCAAGUUUUAAGUUUUUUCGAGGACGGGAAAGGCAAUGCGAUAAAUUCUAACAUCUCUGUCUGAACUCGGGUGCGGCCCCCUCUCUUCAGCUCCAGCUUCAGCUUCUUUCAAGUAAUUGGGCGAAUUGGAAUAAUCGCGAAAUGGUUUGAAAGGAUGCGGAGGCUAUUUUUUAGUGAGCUUUUCAUGGACGUUGCCGUUGUCGGAUUGUAAGGUCCCCAUGACACGCACAGCAACAAGGAAUAUAUCUGUUAAACAGUACCCUGGUCCCAGAGGUUUUUCUUGAUUUUUCUUCGCGAAAGAGAUCAACAGCAAGCCGCGAAGCGGCGAAAACAAGCCGUGUGAGCGACGAGGAGAGAGAGAAAAACCUCUGGUUACCUUGGCCUCGAAUCUCACUUUCAUGCAGACGACAGCUGUCAAACGCGUCAAAUUGCUAAUAAAAAGAGUGACCAAUGGCAACUUAGCAAACACGUGCUUAUCAGCCGCUAUUUUUUUAAGUGGGGGUAGACCUGGGGAAAUUAUGUUAUGAACAAACCAUCUCCACUUGGGUGGUAAAGAGUGAUUUGUUAAUCGGGGUCAAGCUAAAGCAUGUGUUAACGAUGGGCGACAAGAGUCCAGGGAUAAGAAGACCACUUUAUAAAAGAAACCGACAUUGUUCCAAACGACUGCUGCAGGAUUUGAGGAAUUUAUUUGGGUAUAAUAACAACGAUUUUUCACAAACAUUGUCAUCUGUUCUGUCGGCAGUGUGCCAGCGGGAAGUUGUAAAGUUUGCAAGAGUCUAUCAAUCGCGCUUAUUACAUUGUUUACUUCUGCGGGACGCGCCGUUCGCGUCGAUUCGCGGGCAUUCCCCUGAAAAUAGUAUUAUUAAUAUGUAUUCGGGCAAUCUGGCUCCAUUUCCUUUUUUUGUGGAACAACGACGCUAGGAAGAGUCAUGCAGCACAACAUACCCUUAAGGUUCGGAAUGUACUUUCAGAGGUUUUUGUUGACCCAAUAGAUCUAUUCGGCUAACUCAAUGUACCCAAUUCAAACCCUUUGGGAAUAAAACGUUUUGUUUCAGGAAUUUCCAUACCAUUUAAAUGUGAAUGCCACAUUAUAAUGCAAAUUCAGUGCACAAAGAAUCUUAUCCCCGGGAGAUUUGAAUUGGGUACAACAUUGAGUUAGCCGAAUAGGUCUAUGCCAAAAAUAGCGUUGGUUAGAUCUUUUUUGGGCGUCGCAGGAAAAUCAAGCUGCACCGAAAAUGAUUACGUACUUAUACAAAGUUGUAUGUUUUUUUUCCUACAAGGAAACUUUCAUUCCGUAUUCGGAGAUUUUUUAUUUUGCUGCCCUAAACAAGUUAGUUUAUUAAAUGGAAUGACAGUAUUGUAACAGAAAAUAUACUUUCCAUGUCCGGUUGAUAAAAUGGUGAACACAUCCUUUCGACUCAACGCAGCGAACAAAGCUUUCUUUUGUUGCUCAGUGAGACUCAGGAAAGCGCUCAUUAAGUACCGAGGUCAAAAUUUCUUCGAAUAUUCUUUCAGGAACAACAUUCAUGGCGUGCCUCUACGUGCCUUGGUCCCGUGCAGCAUACAAACAAUUUUCUUCCCUAGUAGAGAGAGGCAAAAUGAGGUGUGAAAAUCCUCAGCGUCCCCUUGGUAGUUACAAUUAAACGAGCCAAUCAAAUUGGUUUGCGCGUUUGAAAAACUAUCAACCAAUCAACGCCCGAGGGUCAGAUCCUGACCCUGUCGUCAGCAUGAAAGUGAGAUUCGAGGCCAAGGUAACCAGAGGUUUUUCUCUCUCUCCUCGUCGCUUUCGCGACUCGUUGUCGCCGCUUCGCGGCUUGCUCUUGAUCUCUGUCGCAAAGAAAAAUCAAGAAAAACUCUGGGACCAGGGUAGUUAAACAGAUCACCCCUCGAAAAAUCGUUCUGUUAUUGUAAAACGUUAUUUGGCAUAUCUAAUGGUUUUUAAACUAUUUUAUAGUCAACAGAAAGCUUUUAAUUAGAGGGCAAUUUCGAAUUUAUGAUUAUUUUACCAUUAUUUCAGGCUUAGCUGGUACAAUUAUCUGCAAGCUUCACGUAUUUCUGAACGGCUGCACGCUUAAUGCAGCCAUUCUCACCCUCGCUGUGAUAGCAGCAGAUAGAUUCAUCGCCAUAUUUUUUCCUCUGAGAAGGGCAAUCAACUCUCGGAAAGCAAUUUGGUUAAUCGCUGCAACAUGGUUUGUCCCAGCUCUUCCAGGUACCAUCUUACUGUAUGUGAAUAGAAUCUAUGAGUUCCGUGGCAGUUGGUACUGUCUUGAAUUCUGGGAGCCAGAUAUUCCAAUAAUCUACAAUACCGUAUACUCCGCUGCAGAUUUCAUAUUGUUUUACGCCCUUCCUUUGUUAGAAAUAAUCGUCUUUUACAGCGCUAUAAUCUACAAGAUAUGGAUGCGCAAAAUCCCGGGGCAAACGACGACAGCCAACCAACAGCUCCAAAUGAAAGCAAAAAAGAACGUGUUUAAGAUGCUCCUCGUAACAGUUCUAACAUUCGCAUUGCUGUGGCUUCCUUCCAGAUUGUUCAUGCUGAUUUCUAUGUUCGACAGUCUGCCUUGCUUCCGAACUCCAACUCUUCGCUUUAUGGGGAACUUCCUCGUCUACUUGAACUGCGCUAUAAACCCGUUUAUUUAUAUCAUGUUCAGUCAAGAUUAUCGAAAGGCUUCCAAGGCAUUAUUUGACUGCGUGCCGUGUCGGAAGGUCGAUAUUUCCUGUCUACACAGCCAAUCCAUGGACAUCACCGAGUUAACCAACAGUGGUCGCCAAAGUGGCCCGGGAAUGGGGAGUUCCAAGAGAAUAGAAAACAUAUAA
Molecule: messenger RNA, 3989 nt
Organism: Porites lobata
Lineage: Eukaryota; Metazoa; Cnidaria; Anthozoa; Scleractinia; Poritidae
Source: the annotation of a GenBank genome assembly